Molecule: messenger RNA, 3318 nt
Organism: Anopheles nili
Lineage: Eukaryota; Metazoa; Arthropoda; Insecta; Diptera; Culicidae
Exons: 6
Coding region: 11-2860 (949 amino acids)
Source: RefSeq, a predicted model, not a curated record
GGCGAGCAGCAUGGCGCACUUUUCGCUCACGGAAAUGCCGGAUCUCAAGGUGACGGACACGUUCCCGAAGAGUGGCCGCGUGACGGAAGUUUGCAAAGAAUGGUUGGUACGAGAGGAUGGAGCCUUAGCCUAUCAACUGCAAAACCAAGAAAUCAGCGAGCAUUACAGAGGCAAUAAACAGCGCAACCAAAUUGUCCGCCAGGACUUCCCGACUGCCCUGUCGGAACAGAUACGUGAAAAGGAGGAUGCCGAGCGGCAGGCCGCUCUGUACCAUCAGAUGAUAAACGAACAGGAAGAGAUGGAUGCACAGGUUGCCCGCGACAUAGCAGAUCAACUGAAGCGUGAAGCACAGUUGAAGCGACAGAUGGAGCUCCAACGUGGAGAGAUGUUGGCGCGGAAGUUGCAGGACCAGGCUGUACUAGGCGAUCGUAGGCAUCCAUCAUCCGGAGGCGGUGUCAGUCAUUCGGGUCGAGCUGCUGGUAUUGAGCAGGAUUCAAAUUCUUUUCCAUUGCCUCCACGGACUCAUCCGAAGCCAAAGGCAGCAGUGGCUGGCUCGUCGAAUCCAGGCGUGCGGUCAUCGAGCAGCUCGAACGGAUCCCAUUUUAUGGCCCACUCUCCAGCUCCAUCAGCGCAACAAUAUCCACAACCGGAUCUGCACUACGCGUCUUUGGAUUUAAACUCCCCAAAACGACCGCCACCGCAACCGGUGUUCCAGAAUGGACGAUCUGCGCCGUUGAGUCCAAACGGGGGCGCCUAUCAAGAUUUUCAACCCUCGGAGCAAUCCCGUGGAACAGCCAAUUUCAAUCAGUACUCCGAUGAUGAAGAUUCACCUACGUUUGGUGGUGCAGGAGGAGCGUAUGCCAAUAUUAACCUUCACUCGCACACGCCGGAGAAAAAGCAACCUCAACCGACAACGCAGACGGGUGGUGCGUAUCGGCAAUUAGGAUCCCGAUCCGCGUUGUCUCCUUCCUCACAAACUGUGGAUAUUGUUGAUAGUAUUCGGCCGUACGAUAUGCCCUUAUCAACGGACGACUUUCAGUAUCAGUAUCCGUUACCACCGACGGUGAACGAUAUAUCCGGAUCGAGCCAAGGUCCGAGCGGCUCGCAUAGGGGUGGAAUUAAUUCGUCUGCUGCUACACGCUAUGGCCAUAAUAACAUCAUACCGACGACGGAAGCAGACUAUCAGAACAAUACAAACUUUGACAAAAUGUCUCCGGAAAAGUACGUUUCUCCGGCACCAUCAUCGAGUCGCGCCUUUGCAGCACAUGCGGCAGUGGAGCAGGGCGCGUUUGGUCGACGAAAUGAGGUUCCGUUGCAACGAAACACGAAUCCAAUCAAUUACAACCUGUACGAUGAUGACGACAUCGAAGAAGCACUCGCAUCCAGCGGGAGUGGUGUCUUUUCGGCGGCUCCCGUAAACCAACUGGGACUUCCGGUCUCUGCCGCAGCAAUGGAAGCCGCUCCGGGACCGAGCACUCGAUACUCAAAUGGUGGAGCCACUCCGAAGGGUGCACUUCAUCAUCAACACCAUCAACAUCCGCACAGUAGCAGCAGCGCUAUCUACCAAAAUCAACCCUCGCACUCAUCACACGCUUCACCGAGCCACUCGAAGAACAGUAGCUACGACAAGACGGAUCGUAUCCGCACGUUGCAGGAUCUUGGGUUGCCUCCGGACGAAAUUCAGGAGAUCGAUAUGCGGCUCGAGCAGGAGCUGCGUGAUGCGGAGUUGGCACGAAAACUUCAGGAAGAAGAAGGCGGCCAAGUGGACCAGGAGUUCAUCGAUCGCAAGGUAGCGAUGGAGGCGCAGGAUAAAGAGCUUGCCAAAAUGUUGCAAGAACGUGAACGAGCCAAAGCAAAACGCGCUCGUGAAAAAGCCCGACUUAAGAAGGAACAGCGUCUGCAGCAACAGAAGCAAGACAAUCCAACAGAAGGGGUCACUUCGGAAGACGAUCCAACAGCCUUUGGGGAUGGUGCAAUGGAUGCUUCAGGUGGUUCUCCAUCCGCUGCGGAUGCUGAUGUAGGUGGUGGUGAUGCUUCCUACUCGAAUCCGAUUGAUAUGCUGCAACAACCGCAAAGACCACCCAAAUCCGGUGCUUCGAAUGGGGCUUCAUCCUCGGCCCGGGGAUAUUAUGGACCACCGAUCGCGGCUCCAGCUUCAGACCAUCCGCUGCAUAAUCAUCGUACGCAAGGCAGUAUUUCCUCGCACGGAUCAGGCUCCGGUAGCCACAACGGCACCAGUCUCCACUAUCAUACCCAGCAAUCGAGCCCCCCUGCCGUUCAUCCGAUCAGCGACGAGAACUAUUCAAACCCGGUCGACAUGAUUAAGCAGCAGAAGCAACAGCAACAGUUACUGUUCCAGCAACAACAAUUACUGCAGCAACAGCAGCAGCAGCGUGGAGGGCCGAACCUAAAGCUCUCCGCCAACGUGCAACGCCUGGUGGAAAACGGACGAAAGGAGGAUGAAAUCUACGUGCUACCAGUUUCGCAAGAAGAUCACCCUGCGGUAGACCUCCAGUCAGCACCCAGAAGUCCACAGAGACCUGGCACGCAGCUGUUGGAUGGGCGAAGCGUGAACGGUACCCGAGUGGUAGCCCCAUCUGGAUCAAGGAACCAAUACCUUGAUGAUACUAAUAUUGCGACGAAGAUCGAUCCUACCUUUGGUGGAGUUGGACAUUCGCCCACAUCGACAGGAACCUCUUCGUCCGCAGUCAACAUACCGCAACCUGAUAUCCUGGAAUUCUCUGAUCCCGGUUCAUCUAGUCCAGUGCCGCCGCCGUACAUGCCGAUACAGGGAACGCGUCGAAAUAAUUCCGCUGAAGGCAAGAAGCGGAAAUCGAAAGAGCGCUGCGCUCAGCAAUGAAAUACACCCUGAAAAUUGAUCCCGUAAUCGUUGCUGCCGAAGUCAGAGCUCUGCUGAAAGUACGCCAAAUGGAGGGAGCGUAUUGAAACAUAACUCCCAGCAUUUAAGGGCGUUGGAUUUACAUCCAAGAAUGGCGUGAAGUGUGUCUUAUGAAUGUUUACCGUACACAAGAGUGGGGCUUCUUUAAUUUCUUUUAUUUACUAUGCGUACUAUGCGUGAAUUUGAAAUGAUAAGAGAUAGAGAGAGAGGCGUUAGGAGGUUGUUACUCGUGGUGGUUGUAUUUAUCGACCGUUAGGAUAUUAAGCAUGUUUUCCUGAGGCGCUUUUGCGAACAAAAGGAAGGAGGGAGAUUAUAAAUCUAAACUCCACGGUAUUUAUCGAAGGUUAGGUUUCGUGUACAGCUUUGCAUCGUCAUUAGGUGCUAUUCGUCCCAAAAAGGAUGACCCUUUGUGUAUUUAA